Haliotis rufescens (red abalone) is the source of this 5081-nucleotide messenger RNA. RefSeq names its product glucosidase 2 subunit beta-like. Bases 92 to 1180 code for a protein of 362 amino acids. Gene Ontology annotation, cellular component: glucosidase II complex. The record is from RefSeq and is a predicted model, not a curated record. Lineage: Eukaryota; Metazoa; Mollusca; Gastropoda; Lepetellida; Haliotidae. Gene Ontology annotation, biological process: N-glycan processing. The transcript has 7 exons.
UCAAAAUGGCGACUACUAUUUCAUCCCGGAGCAGGGAUAUGAAGACGUCGAACUAAACACAAGUGAGGACAAUCCUGAGAAUGUACCAAAAAUGGCUCUUCAACUGUUUAACAAACGUAUCGUGUGUCAUCGGAAGAAGCAAACUCUAGCUGUGCUUGCUGCGGUUGUGCUGGUGUUCUGUCUGAUGCAGCUGUUCUCCUUGUUGAAGCUGAACAUCUUCCGGCAGCAGCAGGGGGAGAGUGGCCUGUAUGGAAGCAAACACAACAAUGGCAGGAGCACAGGGAUACACUAUCCUGACAAAGACAGAGAAUUGUUUACAAAAUCAAAAAAAACUGGCAACCACAGGAAUGUGAUACAGGAUGAUCUGCCACGUGGUGUUCACGUUGAUGUUGCACACCUGUUCAAACCAAAUGACCGAUACAUGUUCACCUGCAUUAAAACAAAGAGUGAGAUUCCAUGGGAGCAUGUGAAUGAUGACUACUGCGACUGCGAAGACUCCAGCGAUGAACCGGGAACUUCAGCGUGUCCAGACUCCAGAUUCUACUGCACGUACCAAAUUCCCCACGAAGAUGUGCAGUUUGUGCCAGGAAGCAGAGUGAAUGAUGGGAUAUGUGACUGUUGUGACGGCAGUGAUGAGUGGAGCGGCCACAAGGUACCAAAGCACAUGCACUUGACAGAGGAAUCUCAGGAGAAGCACGUCUACCAGUCUCCGUGUGGCAACCACUGUGAGAAGAUUGUGCAUCUCCGCGGCAAGGAGGAACAGAUCAAGCACAAGGGACAGAGGCUGAGGAGGAAGUAUGUCGACCUGGCCAAGUCACUUCCCGCAUCGCAGAGACAGGAGUAUGGUCCGGAGGGGGUGUUCUACCAGCUGGCACAACAGUGUUUCGAGCACCAUACCACAGAGUAUGAGUACACUAUCUGCCCCUUCUCAUCCGUUACCCAGCAGAAGUUCCCCCACCCCCGCAUCUCCCUGGGGAAGCGACCGAGGUGGGAGAAACAGAAGCCUGGAGACUAUGUGCUGGUCAUGGCAGAGGGGGACGCCAAUCUCUGUCCAUUGAAUCAUGCUAGAAAAACUAAGAUCCAUUUCUUCUGUGGUGUUAAGGAUCAUAUUGUGAAGAUGGUGGAAAAAGAACGAUGUUCUUACUCUGCUACAUUCAGCACUCCAGCUGCUUGCAGCUGACAUAGAAAUGGCAUACCAUAGUGUGAGCUGACUUACCAUAGUGUGCAGCUGACCUACCAUAGUGUGCAGCUGACCUACCAUAGUGUGCAGCUGACAUAUCAUAGUGUGCAGCUGACCUACCAUAGUGUGCAGUUGACAUUCCAUAGUGUGCAGCUGACCUACCAUAGUGUGCAGCUGACAUACCAUAGUGUGCAGCUGACAUACCAUAGUGUGCAGCUGACAUAUCAUAUUGUGCAGCUGACAUACCAUAGUGUGCAGCUGACCUACCAUAGUGUGCAGCUGACCUACCAUAGUGUGCAGCUGACCUACCAUAGUGUGCAGCAUACAUACCAUAGUGUGCAGCUGACCUACCAUAGUGUGCAGCUGACAUACCAUAGCGUGCAGCUGACAUACCAUAGUGUGCAGCUGACAUACCAUAGCGUGCAGCUGACAUACCAUAGUGUGCAGCUGACAUACCAUAGUGUGCAGCUGACAUACCAUAGUGUGCAGCAUACAUACCAUAGUGUGCAGCUGACCUACCAUAGUGUGCAGCAUACAUACCAUAGUGUGCAGCUGACCUACCAUAAUGUGCAGCUGACAAACCAUAGUGUGCAGCUGACCUACCACAGUGUGCAGCUGACCUACCACAGUGUGCAGCUGACCUACCAUAGUGUGCAGCUGACCUACCAUAGUGUGCAGCUGACAUAUCAUAGUGUGCAGCUGACAUACCAUAGUGUGCAGCUGACCUACCAUAGUGUGCAGCACACAUACCAUAGUGUGCAGCUGACAUAUCAUAGUGUGCAGCUGACAUACCAUAGUGUGCAGCUGACAUACUAUAGUGUGCAGCUGACAUACCAUAGUGUGCAGCUGACAUAUCAUAGUGUGCAGCUGACAUAUCAUAGUGUGCAGCUGACAUACCAUAGUGUGCAGUUGACAUUCCAUAGUGUGCAGCUGACAUACCAUAGUGUGCAGCUGACCUACCAUAGUGUGCAGCACACAUACCAUAGUGUGCAGCUGACAUAUCAUAGUGUGCAGCUGACAUACCAUAGUGUGCAGCUGACAUACUAUAGUGUGCAGCUGACAUAUCAUAGUGUGCAGCUGACAUAUCAUAGUGUGCAGCUGACAUACCAUAGUGUGCAGUUGACAUUCCAUAGUGUGCAGCUGACCUACCAUAGUGUGCAGUUGACAUUCCAUAGUGUGCAGCUGACAUAUCAUAGUGUGCAGUUGACAUAUCAUAGUGUGCAGCUGACCUAUCAUAGUGUGCAGCUGACAUGAAACAAUGCUGACUUACCAUAUUUUGCAGCUGACAUGAGACUAUGUUGACCUAGGUUGUCAAUAACAGAUGUUCUUUGUAUUCUUUCAUAUGCUAACAAACUUCGAUUUUUGUGAGAGUAUAUUUUGGAUCUUCUAAAGAUGAUAUAAUAAUAUUUUUAUCAGUGUUUUUGUGCAACAUGUAUUCAGGAUGACAGACUGUGUAAAUAUGUGUUUUAUGUCCAGUCUUAUCCAAUAAGUUGGUCAUUUUGCUUGAACUGGAGAUAACUCUUACGAAACUUCUACCUCUAUUACAUCUCUAAAGGCACUACUUGUAAUAAAGACAAGACACCCAUGGCUACCUAGCUGACCGACCGACUAACCAAUCAUCCAGCCAGCCGUCCGUUAGAAGAAGGACCAGCCGUGCGCUGACCGGCCAGCCACUGGGUUACAAUAUGAUUUUCAUCAACCGGCAGCUUCCAAGCCAGCCGCACGGACCCCAUGGGAUUGUCCAGUCAACCGUUCUACCGACCCGUCAGCCACCGCACGGCUACCGUUACCCACGGACCAUCGCAAGCCGCACAGGGAUUAAUGAUACCGGAAUCAUGGACACCGGAGGAGGACCAAUCCCUAUGAUUACCCAACCCCCACCCCAUCCCUGAAGGUACCCAAGGUCACUCAGAGGCAGAGGCGGAGUACGAAGAUCAGGCUGAUGACUCAUCCCAGCGGGACUACACCGAAAGUUACACCUUCGUAGAGCUAAUAGAUGAACUCUACCAUCUUAUGCCUGUACUCCAACCUCCUGUGACACAGAAUGAGCCACCCCAGAUGUCAGAAUAUGGGGGAUGUCAUGCUCCUACAUCGUCUCAACAUAUCCAUCGGACAUUACCCUGGAAAAGUUGUAGACAACAUGUCUGACAGUCUACUUAAGCCCAAGCAUGAUGAACAACUACCUUUCUAAUCAGACCAAGAGGGUUAAUAAAAUCACAACCUAUAUCAGCAACCACAACAUUCAACGGACAAUUGGGCCACGUGAUAGAUGAAGUGAGACAAGACACUGCUGCAGAACGAUUCCAAACUUCAACUAUCAACUUAGCUGCUAAAGCCCACGGAUCGUCAAAGCCUUAGAAACGUCCCAGGGACUACAAAUCUUCAUCUUCCAAACAGCCUCCUAAGAAGUUUGUCCCCUCCGGGAAGGAUUCAUUCCAUCCGAGUCGGGGGUACAACAAGCGGUACGUCAUAACCGGAAGUGAAAUAAUCGCCGGUAUUUAAGGUCACAAAUCCAAUUUAUAACGAUCAUGAUCAGCAAAUAUAAUGGUAAAUCUAGUGAAAAUAUCACAUAUUUGACUGAUUCUUGACACAUUUCUGAUUUUCAUGUCCUCAAGGGGAAUUUCAGAGGAAAUUAUCUCAGUAGGAUUAGAAUUAGUAAAUAAUGGUUUCCAGAAGAGGAUUGCUGUCAAUUACACAGGGAGUUACUAGAUCCCUAGGGGGUCCCUCUGGUUUAUUCUGGCAGAUAUGUAAUAGAGGUAGAAGUUUUGUAAGAAUUAUCGAACAAUAGUUCGGUUAAUAAUUCUAAGAAUAAUACCUCUAUUACAUCCGAAGUACUCCCUCCCCAAUUUAUCUACCUCUAGUAGUAGAUGAGUGAUAAAUUUGAUGUUGCAGCCAUCAUGACGUCAUGGCUUGGGCAGUUACGAGACUACAUGGGGACAACUAAUUGUGUGAUUGACAGUGUUCUGAAAAUUUUAGUUAUGGCAGGGAUUGAGUAGAGGUAGUAUUCUUAGAAUUAUUAACAAUGAUUACUAUUGUUUGAUAUUUCAUGAUUUGUGCGUCUCAUCUGUUGGUGUCAAUAGGGUGUCAUAAGCUCAGCACUCCAUAAAUAAUGUUGUGAUUUGUGGUCAUUUUCUUCAGACAGACACAACAAAAAGUAAUGUCAUCCCACUGUUUGGUAAUGACAUGUCAUCCCAUUGUUUAGUAUGGAUGUCCUCCCAUUGUUUGAUAAUUACGCCACUAUGACAUUAUUACAUAUACUGAACAAAAAAGUCAGAUCAUGAAUAUUUUUGGGAAUAUUUUUUGUAGCGAAGACUGAGUUUCUUUGAAUGUGUACUGUAUAUAGAAAUAUUUCAUGAUCUCUUUGUUUAGUUUAUAUAUAUUGUCACACUGACAUUUUUUCAGUACACUUGUCCCGAUGAUCUGUUGGCAUUGUACAUAUCAAAUCAGAUUAGAUGUGUCAGUUAUAUGUUUUAUGAUACUCCAAAAUAAAAAAAACAAUCUCAUUCAGAUAAAUUAAAAUUAAAUAUAUUUGCCCCAAUACAAUACCUCUCUGCAUAGCGCAUGAAGAUCUGACAACCCCUUCAUAAAAAGCUAGCUUCAGUUGAACUUUUAAUAAGCCAGUCAGCACUGAGUCUUCUAAAGUUACAUUUGCAUGAACAAAGCAUUCAGUGAAAACAAACUUCAACACCCAGUUCCGAAUGUAAAUAAUAAUGACUGUGCCAUACUCUUGUAGUAGAGAUUGUUUCCAUCUUUAUGUCACCCAGAGCAUUUACACUCCUAAGGAGAGUACCAUCGAAGACAUAUUUGUGAUUUUGUUGGUUUCUUUUGUUAAAAUAAAAUUUUCUAAAUCAAGGUGGUAAACAAAUGGAGCAGAGUCAUGUUAAAAAAGCUUACAUCUGAU